AUGAAGGAACCUGACCUUUGGCCCGUAAAAUGUUCAUACGAUCCUAUUGACAUGCCAAUUAAAUUCAACCACGACGGAUUAUCUUGCUUUCAGUUUUUAAGGGACGAAUGCCGAUAUCUCCCGUUUUUAUACCAAGUCCCUAUUCUACGCAACUGCAAUGUCAUCUACCCGACAGGACUGAGAAUAGAUUGGCCGACAUUUAUACCUGCCGCAGCACAAUCUAUGCAUUGGAAAGAAGCAGAGGAAACAGCUACGGCCCUGAUAAAUGAGGUUACCGGCUUGAAGUCGCGUGCGGAAGGAUCCUUACCCUCGGAGUUGGAAGACUUUGACUCGAAAGCAUCCAAGCGGAAGGAACUUAUCGACACGACCAUUUCUGCUUCGAUACAUAUAUUUCCCGCAGGGAAUGUUCAACGGGCAAAGUUGAUCGCCAAGGCCAACUUAAUCAUUGCAAUGCACGACGGUAAUAUCACUCCCUUCAACUACAAGCUGAAAUUCGGAAUAGGUUUCUCCAUGUAUCUGUUAUCUGUUAUGGGCUCUCUUAUAAUACAAUCGUAUGAAAUGAGUGCUGACUCGAUUAUAGACGUUAUUGAAUCUAAAUUCGGCUUGAAAAAGACAAUCGUCGACACUCCAAUCUUCAAACGCUUUGCAGGCGAAGUUAUCGAGGAAGAUCCCGUCGUUGGACCCGAGCUCGUUAAAGGAAUAACGAGUUGGGUCAAACAUACACGCGAGAAACCACCUAGCUCGAUGGAGUUCAAGUCGCUCAGUGCUUAUAUCGACUACCGUAUCUUGGACUUCGCAGUGGACUAUUGCGAGGCAGCUAUAAUGUUUACUUGUGAGAUUACCCGAUCUCGAAAGGAGCUGUCACGUCUCACAAAAAUACGUAAGCUCGUAUGGACACAUCUAUCAUUGGUCAACGAUCUGUACUCGUACGAAAAAGAGAUGUGCGCCGAAAGGAAAAAGGGCGACGUAGUCAUCAAUGCGGUUAGGGUUUUGGAAAAUCUCCUCGCAAUCUCAUCUCGGGAGGCGAAAGUGAUUCUUCGAGGGUAUAUAUGGAACCUUGAAGUUGAAAUCAACGAAGAGUACCGACAAGCCUUAUACCCUUACGGUUCAACUGGUAAGGAAUGGCGGUUUGUGGAAGGCAUGAUGUUAGCGAUGGCAGGAAAUCUCUUUUUCUCCGCUACUUGUCUGAGAUAUGCGAAACCAACAUUAGAGUGUGUUGGAAGUGGAGUGGCGGAUCAGAGAAGGUAA
Hypoxylon trugodes is the source of this 1248-nucleotide messenger RNA. RefSeq names its product terpenoid synthase. The record is from RefSeq and is a predicted model, not a curated record. Bases 1 to 1248 code for a protein of 415 amino acids. The transcript is spliced from 3 exons. NCBI's taxonomy places the organism in Eukaryota, Fungi, Ascomycota, Sordariomycetes, Xylariales, Hypoxylaceae.